Messenger RNA from Prorocentrum cordatum, 970 nucleotides. The record is from the annotation of a GenBank genome assembly. NCBI's taxonomy places the organism in Eukaryota, Dinophyceae, Prorocentrales, Prorocentraceae.
CGGCACGCCCCCCUCUCCUGCUGCUGCUGCUGGCCGUUCGCCUGUAGCUGUUUUGGAUCAAGGACGCUGUCUCGAGCGUCACGGUUUUCUGACCCCGCGCCCUGUGCUCCGCUCCGGCGUGGCACCCUUUUCCGCACCCCAUGCCCCGUAAGCCGAUCGUCGGUGGCAACUGGAAGUGCAACCCGGACUCGGUGUCCAAGCUGGAUGAGCUGAUCGUGAACAUCAACGACUGCGACACCAGCGGCUGCGACGUCUACGUGUGCCCCUCCCCCCUGCACGUGUUCUACUGCAGCGACAAGUUCAAGAACGGCGCGAUGGUCACCCCCCAGAACUGCAACUUCAAGGGCUGCGGCGCCUUCACGGGCGAGAUGGCCGUGGAGCAGAUGAAGGACAUGGGCCUCAAGUGCGUGCUGAUGGGCCACUCGGAGCGCCGCGGUGAGUUCGGCAUCUUCCCGAUGGACGACAACUCCACCCUGGCGACGAAGCUCAAGUACGCGCUCGACGCAGGCCUGCAGGUGGUGUUCUGCAUCGGCGAGCCGCUGUCCAUCCGGGAGAAGGGCCUCGACGCCGUCCUGGCCGAGAUGGACGUGCAGCUCACGCAGAUCUACGGCCUCCUCGACCCGGCGAAGGUGGUGAUCGCCUACGAGCCCGUCUGGGCCAUCGGCACCGGCGUCACCGCCAGCCCCCAAGACGCGCAGGACACGCACGCCGGCAUCCGCAAGCUGAUCGCCGAGAAGGCAUCCCCGGAGGUCGCCGAGGGCAUCCGCAUCCAGUACGGCGGGUCCGCGAACGCCAAGAACGCCCCGGAGCUCUCGGCGAUGCCGGACAUCGACGGCUUCCUGGUCGGCGGCGCCUCGCUGAAGCCCGAGUUCAAGGAGAUCGUGGCCGCGAUCAGCAAGGCCAAGGCCGCCUGAGCGUUUUGCCGCAGCCCUUGACGCUCUGAGCCGCUUGAAAACAUAGUCCUCUAAAU